CUACUAAAGUCAGCCGCCUCCUCUGCAAUACUUGCAAGACCUGUCCCACCUGUUCCCCUUCAUCUGCUUCUCACUUCUGGUUUCAGGUGAAUCAGCCCGAUAAGAAAGAGGUAAUAAGGCUGCUUCCCCUGGAUAGCAACGGGACAAGCAGUAAGAGGGAUUUGAGUGCUGUUUCUACAGUUCCAGUGAGCUUACUUACUACGCACAUGUGAAAAAUAGAAAUGUCCCGAUCUGAAAGAAGUGUGCAGAGCGAGAGGAUACCACCUUCCCAGAGGUCCAGCCAUGACAGGUCCAACAGGGAGUAUUCAAAGAACCAUGGACUCCCUGCUAGAGACCAAGAUGAUUACAGAGAACGACCUCGCCGAGAGAGGCCUGAAAGGAGAUCACAUACAUCAAAUGACAGAUCAUUGUCAAAUAGGCCAGUACAUGGCCAGUAUGCUCGGGCUCCUGCUUCGUCCUCAGAACAGCAGUUAGGACCAUCAAGAGCAUCCCAGCACCAUGGCCCUCCCUCACAAAGAACCUACACUGAGAAGCAAUCGUUCUCCGACAAGUGCUCAAGACUGUGUUCCAUAAGAGGUAUGCUGCAGUUGGUGGAGAUAUUUCUAAAUCUACUGGUCUUGAUAUGUGCGUCUUCUACCCAAAGUGCUUCAGCCGGGUUUUCCAGCAUUGGGGGAUUUGCCAAUUCUUACUAUUACAGCAUGGGCUAUGCCAUGAGUGGAUUUCAGGGGGACGAAGUGAGCCAAAUAACACAGCUGGAUAUGGAGUACAGUAGGAUGAAGAUGCCCACUGUUUACUUUGCUGUUGGCAUCAGCCUUCUCCUGCUCAGUAUGACCUUGUCAUUCCUGGUUGCCAAUUGCAUGGCAAGUGUCAGGCGGAACAAGAAGGUACUGCUAGCUGAAGAAGUCCUGAAUGUGAUGUCUGCGCUAAUAUAUAUUAUAUGCAUUGGUUUGUACAUUCACUUUAUCAAGCAGAUCAAUGGCUCAGAGUUGUGCAAAAAAAGGGAGUCUCUCUACAAUCGUCACGGCUAUAACUCUGUGAGCUGUGAAAUACUUGGGACAGAAGUUGCUGUGUGCGUAUUUGCUGCUAUGCUGGUUGUAUCGUACACGGCAAGUGCUGUGGUGGUGGGGCUCAUGUUUAAGAAUGACGCCGCUAAAACUAGUCCUCUAAAUUCAGAAUCUUUGCGAAUGGCUGGAUUGACAGGAAUGCCAGUAGAAAGGGGUUCAUUAAUUUGAAAUGGCCACUUUAUGCAAACUUUGUACCAGAAUCGCUUCUUAAACAUAACUCUUACUUUUAUCGAAAUUGUUAGCAAGUACCGCCCUAGGGUUUAUAGCAUCAUCCUAGGUGGCAAAUGGAAGGGUUUGCUACUUUCAGGUGCCGGGCCAGUUUAGGAGAUAAAUGGUCUCCCUGCUGACUGGUUCUGCAGGUUUUUUUGUUUUUUAAAAAAAAAACCUUUGCAUCUCCCUUGUAAAAUACGAAGCUUAUGUGGUUGAGCAGCAGGAUGUGACGUUACAUCAUGACACUUAGCAUCACUAGCUGCUAUUCGGGAAUGAGCUGGAGUUAAUUCUUCCUAAGAGGCUCAUUAGUAAAGCCAAUCCACAUAUGCAGUACUUUAAAGGUGCACUAUGCAUUCCUGUCCCGAAAGGGACUGCAUAGAAACAUGGAAGAAUGCCUUAUACUUACAAAAAGCUAUUGGUUUUAGUGAAUAAACCACAAUGUCCUGCUGUAAUGACACAAACUUUGCAGUAUUUAAUUUCGCUUCACUUUGCUUGAUUGUGUGAUGAAAAUAUAUGGGUAUUAAUAUGAAGUUUACUGUGUUAAUAUGAAGCUUGGC
Messenger RNA from Spea bombifrons (plains spadefoot toad), 1831 nucleotides. Its product is annotated as MARVEL domain-containing protein 3-like. NCBI's taxonomy places the organism in Eukaryota, Metazoa, Chordata, Amphibia, Anura, Pelobatidae. Gene Ontology annotation, cellular component: membrane. Bases 222 to 1232 code for a protein of 336 amino acids. The transcript has 4 exons. The record is from RefSeq and is a predicted model, not a curated record.